Molecule: messenger RNA, 1338 nt
Organism: Pleurotus ostreatus (oyster mushroom)
Lineage: Eukaryota; Fungi; Basidiomycota; Agaricomycetes; Agaricales; Pleurotaceae
Exons: 4
Coding region: 1-1338 (445 amino acids)
Biological process (GO): protein modification process
Cellular component (GO): P-body
Source: RefSeq, a predicted model, not a curated record
AUGACCACCACCACCACCACCACCGACACAAAAUUGCACGCCUUCGUCUCCUGGCCAAACGCACCGCUCACACGUUCCCUCGUUCUCAAGGCUCUGGAAUCUUUGAACCAAAAGGUCGAAAUAUCGACAGCACUUCCGACUUCCUUUGACAAGCUACUGCAGUGGUCCACCUACGACGAUAUCGAUCACGAAUUGGCUCACCACCGUUCGGAUACCGUUAUUUCCUCUUCGUACACUAUUCGAAAGGCUCUGAUACGAAAGCACUUUCUCUCGCGAUCCAUUCACUCGUACUUGGUUAAACACACAGACUCGUCCCUCAAGCUCCAUGUUCCACGUACCUGGGAUCUCGAAAUCUCCUUUGCUGAUGAGUUGGAUGAACUAUGGACCGAUGAGCUCUGGGAUUUGGGGCAGGAACUGGAUGCAGAUACGGGUAAAUGGUAUAUUCUCAAGCCUGGCAUGGCCGAUCGCGGAAUGGGAAUUCGAUUAUUCAACAGUAAAGAUACGUUGCAACGCAUCUUCGAAGGCUUCGAGGAAGCAUCGGACGAUGAGGUAGAGCUUGAAGAGACGGACAGCACGGCGGUGGUCACUUCGCAGCUUCGGCACUUUGUCAUCCAGGAGUAUCUCCCCUGUCCACUGCUCCUGGAUCCUCGCCAAAUCCUAUUGAAUGGUACCUCUCCACCGAGUGAACUACAAGGGCACAAAUUCCAUCUCAGAGCUUAUUGCGUGUGUUCCGGAGCCCUCAAAGUGUUCCUAUACACUCGUAUCCUCGCCCUAUUCUCGUCUAAGCCAUACAAUUUUCCAUCACUAGGAGAUGAGGGAGAAACUGAAGAUAUGGAUCUGUCCCCCCACCUAACGAACACGUCGCUACAGCUCCAUACGGGCGAAGAGAGCGUUCGAUUAUUAGAAGAACUUAACGGAUGUACGAUCCUCUCUGGCUCCAAAGGAAACAGCCGUACUCUCACAGAAGGAGACAUCGCCAACAUCUUACAGCAGAUGGCCACCGCCUUGGCCGGGACGUUCAAGGCAGCUCUCGAGAGCCCGGUUCACUUUCAGCCACUGCCAAACGCUUUUGAACUAUACGGCAUUGAUUUCUUGGUCUCCGAUCCCUCCUCGGGCGAGCUCCGAGUUCAGCUUCUUGAGAUCAACGCAGAGCCAGCAAUAGAACUGACGGGACCACGAUUGACAUGGAUUCUCGAAGACUUGUUCGUCACCAUCGCCAAGACGUGUAUUGGGCCGUUGGUUUCAGGUGCUCCACAGAAGCAAGACGACUGGGCUGCUGGGCAGUCAAAAGGGACAUUUCUAAAGUGUUUAGAUCAGGGAAUACGGGGGUGUUGGUAA